Molecule: messenger RNA, 1728 nt
Organism: Capronia epimyces CBS 606.96
Lineage: Eukaryota; Fungi; Ascomycota; Eurotiomycetes; Chaetothyriales; Herpotrichiellaceae
Exons: 5
Coding region: 1-1728 (575 amino acids)
Source: RefSeq, a predicted model, not a curated record
AUGCAAGCGCUGCAACUACCCACGGUCUUUCAGCAGUCGUACCUGAACAGCGAGUCCUAUCCGCAGAACUUGUUCUAUAAAAGCACCCUCACCUAUCGAACGGCCCUCCAGGCUUUCAAGGACCGUCUCGAUGCUGUCGCGCCGGACCUCUUCGUCAACGAUGAAUCGAAGGUGGAAGUGUCGUUCAGAGACCUUCAGAACGACUCCGGGAGAGCAUUGGAAAAGUGGAACAUUCAUACCGCGUCCAAGUUGACGGACUGGCUGGGGCUUGAAACUGUUACUGACCCAGCCGAUGCGACCAAGCUGGUGAUCGUGGCCAGGAAGGCCGACCCCAAAUCUCGAUUCAUAUAUGUGUACGGCGAGCACUCGCGGGCUCCGCUGAAGAUCACUCGCGACAUGCUCGCCCAGAUCUUGACCUUCCACCAAGUGAUGCCUAUUUAUCUGGAUUUCAUCUCAGUCUUUGGUGCCCAGAGUGAGCCGCGCGACCGCAGAUUCAGCGGGUUUCGCGAGCAGAGCACUCUCUCCGACCCUCCCCGCGGUCUUGCGAUCCCCUCGCUGGGCAGAAGCGGACGUCAAUACCAGCUUUGCUACAACCUCAAAAGCGUGGCUUUGGUGUCAAAAGAUGCCACGAAUCCAAGGUUCCACGAAUGGUCGAUCCGGCCAGCCGUUAUCCACCACCAAUUUGACAUCGUCACAGGGACCAGCCUCUGGAUCGUCACCAAGGGGAACCGUGAUCUCCAUGAGCGAUAUAAGGAGUUGACUGGAAAUGAGGCGCGGCCGGAAGACAGAUCUUUCGGUACAGUCGGGGAGUGUCUCCGAUCUAGCCUGGCUGCUCACUUGAUGUUCUGUCACUGGUCCACGGAGAACUGGCGGUGGUACAUGCUUUGGCUCGAGACGGUGAUCGAAGAAGAGACAUCCAUGGUGAUCUUGGGCGCUCGCGGACCGGGACAUAGCUACCAUCGGUCCAAGCCGGAACACGUACAACACCUCCAGCUGUGGGAAGACAAGACCAACGAAGUCAUCAUGGUCUUGGAAGCGAAUGUUGAUAUCAUGAAGUCACUGUGUCGAUUCUACGAUGGCUUGCGAUCCAACAAGGACGUGCCUCAGAGCCUAAAGGACGAGUGCGGGCUCGACAUAGUCACAUUCAUAGGCCAGAUUGAGGACAUGAGUUCCGACUUCAAGAUGCAGAUUGCACGUGCAAAACUGCUGGUCAAGAUCACCAACGACAGGAAGGAAAUGGUCAUCCAACACCUGCAGAGCCAGGCGACCGAGAGAAUGGAGAGGCUCAACCAAAACAUGGAGAAAGAAGCAAUCGUGAUGCGAAUCAUCACCCUCGUGACUUUGGUGUAUCUGCCAGCGACGUUUGUCUCGGUAAGUCACAAUGCUCUCCCCGUGCUCAGGACACCGGACAGGCGGCUAACGAGAGGGCGGGGCAACCAGACCUUCUUCAGCACCGACAUCAUCAAGUACCAGAAUCAGAACGGGGGCCCUCCAACGGACGGGACGUUUUCCAAGACGGCCAUGUACCGCUGGUUGCAGGUGACCUUGCCGCUGACACUCGCCACCAUGGGUGCGGCAAUCGUCUCGUUAAAGCUAACCGAGAGACGUAGGCAGCAGCAGCAGCGGCCGGCAGGGUACAAGCUCUGGAAAAAAUGGGCCCGAAGCAAGGCGGACGAGGUUGAGCUGUCGAAACUGUUCUCUCGUAGAAGCUCCGAUUCGGUGGUGUGA